Contarinia nasturtii (swede midge) is the source of this 1448-nucleotide messenger RNA. RefSeq names its product cuticle protein 16.5-like. The record is from RefSeq and is a predicted model, not a curated record. The coding region runs from base 80 to 724 and encodes 214 amino acids. Lineage: Eukaryota; Metazoa; Arthropoda; Insecta; Diptera; Cecidomyiidae. The transcript is spliced from 4 exons.
AAAGAGUCGCGUCGCGGCUGGAAAAGGCACACUCAGUCACAAGUCUUCCGUGUGGAAACAUCAAAAAAAUCUAAGCAAAAUGAACAAAUUCGCAGUGCUAUUCGCCGUCACUAUGGUCACUUUGGUUGCAGCCGAAGCACCAUUGCCAUACAACUAUAACCGUCCAUCGUCUGGCGGUUUCAGUGGCAGCAGUGGUGGCAGCGGUUUCGGAAGCAGCGGUUUCGGUGGAAGCUCAUUCGGUGGUAGCAGCGGUGGUGGUUACCAAUCAAACGAAGGUGCUAACGUCGAUCCACAAUUGUUGGAACAAGUUCGUCAAAUUUUGUUGCGUGAAGAAAGCCAAUCAUCAUCAGCUUCAGCUCCAAGCUCCCAAUACGGUGCACCUGCAGCACAAUAUGGUGUCCCAUCAGCACCAGCUGCCCGUGUUGUUGCCAUCCAACUUGAAAACACAAUCCCAUCAAUUCAAGUAGCAAGCUUCAGCCAACAAUCAUCUGCCCCAGCAUCGUCAGGAUACUCAUACUCUGCACCAGCUGCAGCUCCAGCUCCAGUUUACUCAGCUCCAGCACCAUCAUACUCACUUCCAUCAGCAGGUCCAGCUCCAAGCUUCUCAGCUCCAUCACAAUCGUAUGGUACACCUUCACAAUCAUACAGUAGCCCAUCAGCUCCAAGUGGUUCAUACGGUGCUCCUCCAGCCGCUCCAAGCGGUUCAUACGGAGCUCCAUACUAAGGAGUUUGAUCCGUAGUCAAAUAACCAAUUUGUGAAAUUAGGAACAAAUUUUUCAUUAGAAAAAAAAAGAAGAAGAAAAAACUCAAAAUAAUAGACCAACCAACUAUUUAAAUUCAUAGUUCACAAACGAAAUUAAGAAAAAUUGACACAUUCAUACACACCAAAACUGACUACGAAUUCGCAAAAAUUUAAACGGACUGGAAAUAUUGCAAAGGAAAUACAAUGUAAACGGAACAUCAAAUCGUCAAAUAAACACUUAACGGACAUUCCAGAAAAAACAAUAAUCAUCUGAAAUAUGCACACAAAUAUACGGGUUGAGAUGAUCAAUGAAAUCUUUCAAAUGACUGGUUUCUAGCAAAAAGCAAUAGAACCGGCAAAACAUCGUCGACAUUGAGUGAAAUAUGGAGUCCUGCUGUGUUUAUUUGAGCGAAGAAGAAGAAAACAACAACACCACCAACAACAUCUAACUAAAAUUGAAUCCUCUAAUUGGCAAAUCCAUCAAAUGAUUGAAAAGCCGAUGUUGAUGAAUACACCACCACCAUCAUCAAUUCAACACUGCUACUUUCGAACAUAUUGAUGGCGAAAUCAGCGCUGUUCACAUGGAAUAAUUGUUAUUUUCUUUAACAAUUUGUAAAUAUAUCAUUUUUAUACUUUUUUUUUUUUGAUUGUUAGUUAAUAAGUGUUUUAUGAAUUGAAGAGAAAAAAAAUAAAAUUUUGUCACCGU